AUGUUUUUGCCGAUAUUAUUCACUGUUUACGAGAUAGAAGUACUUGUUGAUGAACUUAGUGACGUCGCUGAAGUUGAUUUUUCUGUUGCUGUUGUUGUCGAAUUUCCUGCCGUAAUGCUCGCUGACGAAUUUGGCAACAUCGUUGCUGUCGAACUUCCUCUUGUAGUAAUUACUGGCGAAUUUACGGACGUUGUUGUUGCGUAA
Enterobius vermicularis (human pinworm) is the source of this 204-nucleotide messenger RNA. Lineage: Eukaryota; Metazoa; Nematoda; Chromadorea; Rhabditida; Oxyuridae. The record is from the annotation of a GenBank genome assembly.